Molecule: messenger RNA, 1584 nt
Organism: Penicillium verrucosum
Lineage: Eukaryota; Fungi; Ascomycota; Eurotiomycetes; Eurotiales; Aspergillaceae
Product: WD repeat RBAP46/RBAP48/MSI1 family protein
Exons: 6
Coding region: 1-1569 (522 amino acids)
Biological process (GO): regulation of gene expression
Cellular component (GO): nucleus; Rpd3L complex; Rpd3L-Expanded complex
Molecular function (GO): histone binding
Source: RefSeq, a predicted model, not a curated record
AUGCAAGAAAGCAGGUGUCCCCACGAUGUGAACAUUGAAGAGUCAGCGGAGCUCAGUCACCGCCUACUAAUUGGGGCUAGUGCCAUUGUAGGUCUCCCGGCGCUCAUUAACGCGCUCUUGCGCGUAGCUUUCCUCCGCCUACCUGUUUGCUUCACACACUCUUUCUCUGUGGUUCGAGUUCCGUUGCCUAGUGAUCUCAAUAUACUGCUUGGUCUAUACCACACUAAAGUCAUGGAUCCUUAUGAAGACGAUGCUGGUGUUGGUGACGAGCACGAGAAAGAUCAGGACCAGGAUCAGGAUCAGGAUCAUGAACAUGCUGAUGAGAAGGCGAUCAAUGAAGAGUACAAAACAUGGAAGAAGAAUGCGCCCUUCCUCUAUGAUAUGAUCCUGAGCACAGCAUUAGAAUGGCCAACUCUUACAACCCAGUGGCUUCCAGAUAAGCAAGAAGUCCCAGACAAGCCCUACUCAACCCACCGUCUCCUCAUUGGCACACAUACCACUGGUGAUGCGCAGAAUUACCUUCAGAUUGCCCAGGUGCAACUUCCAAACCCUAAUGCCCCAAACCCGGAAGACUAUGACGAAGAGAAAGGAGAGAUUGGAGGCUAUGGCGGCGGUUCAAAGAAGGCGCAGAUGGAAAUCAAGUUCAAUAUUGUGCAAAAGAUCGAUCACAAGGGUGAGGUCAACAAGGCCCGGUAUCAGCCACAGAACCCGAAUAUCAUUGCUACAAUGUGCACAGAUGGUCGGGUGAUGAUCUGGGAUCGCUCUAAGCACCCCAGCUUGCCAACCGGCACAGUGAACCCUCAAAUGGAGCUUCUGGGCCAUGAAGCUGAAGGCUUCGGGCUUAGCUGGAACCCCCAUCUGGCAGGUCACCUCGCAACGGGCAGUGAGGAUAAGACUGUUCGACUUUGGGACAUUACUACAUACACCAAGGGUAACAAGGCAGUCCGACCAAGCCGCACUUUCACACACCACUCCUCGAUCGUCAACGACGUUCAACACCAUCCUCUCCACUCCUCUCUCAUCGGAACAGUCUCCGAUGACAUCACGCUUCAAAUCCUCGAUACCCGCCACGAUGAUUCCACUCGCGCGGCUGCUUCGGCUGAAGGUCAGCACCGCGAUGCCAUCAACUCAAUCUCCUUCAACCCGGCCUCCGAGACGAUUCUGGCCACGGGUUCCGCCGACAAGACUAUCGGUAUCUGGGAUCUCCGCAACCUGAAAGCGAAGCUCCACUCAUUGGAGGGCCACACUGAUUCGGUGCAAUCUAUCUCGUGGCAUCCAUUUGAGGAGUCGGUCCUGGCAAGUUCCAGUUACGACCGCAAGAUCAUGUUCUGGGACCUCAGCCGGGCAGGCGAGGAGCAAACCCCUGAGGAUGCUCAAGAUGGGCCACCAGAACUUCUGUUUAUGCAUGGUGGACACACGAACCGUAUCUCAGACUUCAGCUGGAACCUAAGUGACCCGUGGGUUCUCUGUUCCGCGGCUGAGGACAAUCUACUGCAGGUAUGGAAGGUAGCAGAUGCAAUUGUGGGCAAGGAUCUGGAGGAUGUCCCAACAGAAGAAAUUGAGGCGUGAUUUUAGUUCUACCGG